ACAAGUGCGAUCCAUAGAUCUCUAGUUAUUUGGCCACUCAGAACCUUUGCUAAAAAAAAAAAGAGCACAAAAAAAAAAAAAAAAAAAGGAAAGACCUUAUUCGUCUCCCACUUCUUCUUCCUCAUCUAAUUCUAAAUCUCCAAAAAAGUAUGAUGUGUUCUUAAGUUUCCGUGGCGAAGACACUCGCAACAACUUCACAUCGUUCCUUCUCCGUGAGUUGAAGGAAAAGGGAAUUCAUGAUACCUUCAUAGACGAUAAACUCAAAAGUGGAAAAGAUAUUUCCGAACUGUUUAAAAAAAUAGAAGAGUCAAGUUGUUCAAUUAUCGUUCUCUCAAAAAACUAUGCUAAUUCAACAUGGUGCUUGAAAGAACUUGUCAAGAUUCUUGAUUGCAGGAACAUCAUGGAGCAUAUUGUUUUACCGAUUUUUUUCCUUGUGGGACCAACUGAUGUGAAAAACAAGACUGGAGCAUUUGGAGAAGCAUUUAUGAAGCACAAACAAGAUUUUAGGAAUAAAAAGGAGAAAGCAAAAAUAUUGACCGAAAAUGAAAGAGAAAAUAUCGAGAAAGAGCUUAAAAGUUAGGAAGAUGCGUUAGCACAAGUCGGCGGAAUUUCUGGAUUCCCUUUGACUGAAAGUUGUAUUUUUAUGAAGGGAUAAUCAAGCAGAAUUUAUCGAUGAAUUUGUUCUAAAGGUAUCAAAAGAAUAUGUUGGUUCUCCAGAUAUAAUUUUUGAUGGCCUAUUUGGAAUGCAUUCACGCAUGGAGAAGCUGAAAUCAUAUGUUUAUAAAUCAAAGAGUGGUGCUGAGUUUAUUGGAAUAUGUGGGAUGGGUGGUAUAGGCAAAACAGAAAUUGCCAGAACUUUUUAUGCAUUGGAGACUUCUCAAUUUGAAAGUAUUAGCUUUCUUGAAAAUGUUAAAGGAAAUGAUCUAAAGUCCCUGAAAGAACAGCUUGUUUCAGAUACUUUGAGGAAAGAAUGCAUAACCUACCGUGGAACUAUAAGAAAUAGAUUAUGUCGUAAAAAGGUUCUCAUCGUUAUUGAUGAUGUAGAUCGUCUAGACCACCUAGAAACUCUGGCUGGGAAACGCGAUUGGUUUGGUUCAGGGAGUAGAUGCCAUGGGUGCUUGUCGAUUCUGAGAGAUGCCCUGCCUCAAUUGGCUGCCAAUUUUCGUUAUAGAAGCCCAUAUUUACAGUUUUCUGGUUUCAAAAAGGUCUGCAGAGUAGCCUGCCACCAACAGCAAAAGACGUCAGCAGCAACACAGUUACCACUUAGAAAGAGAGCUUCAUGAACAAAAGGACACUACAACAUAUAAUAUGCAAGGGAAAGAAAUACAAACUAUAUAUUCUUUGAUGAGCAAAUCAACAGAAUGUAAACAGAUUCAAUUUAGGUAUUGCUAAUAAUGGUCCAAAACAAAUUCAUGAACAUCUUUUUUAGUACAAUAUGUGUUACUUCCUCUUAGCUAACAACAGUUUGGUUUCAAAUCCACAUGAUCAAUAAAGCCAAAGCA
This is a messenger RNA of Ziziphus jujuba (common jujube), 1502 nucleotides long. Its product is annotated as disease resistance protein Roq1-like. Gene Ontology annotation, molecular function: ADP binding. Gene Ontology annotation, biological process: defense response. The record is from RefSeq and is a predicted model, not a curated record. NCBI's taxonomy places the organism in Eukaryota, Viridiplantae, Streptophyta, Magnoliopsida, Rosales, Rhamnaceae. The transcript is spliced from 2 exons. The coding region runs from base 744 to 1283 and encodes 179 amino acids.